Molecule: messenger RNA, 3071 nt
Organism: Enhydra lutris kenyoni (northern sea otter)
Lineage: Eukaryota; Metazoa; Chordata; Mammalia; Carnivora; Mustelidae
Product: C2CD2 like
Exons: 14
Coding region: 67-2190 (707 amino acids)
Biological process (GO): positive regulation of insulin secretion involved in cellular response to glucose stimulus
Cellular component (GO): cytoplasmic side of apical plasma membrane
Molecular function (GO): phosphatidylinositol binding; phosphatidylinositol transfer activity
Source: RefSeq, a predicted model, not a curated record
GGGCCAUGCUCCCCCGGGGCAGCGGCUGAGCCCGAGCCGGGGCCCGGAUCGGAGCCCGCGCGGAGCAUGGAUCCGGGCUGGUGGCAGCAGGACGUGGGCUGGGCGGCCCUGCUGAUCCUUUUCGCCGCCUCGCUGCUCACGGUGUUUGGCUGGCUGCUACAGUAUGCCCGGGGCUUGUGGCUGGCGCGGGCCCGUGGGGGCCGGGGCCCGGGGCCCGCCUUAGCUGCGGAGCCCGCGGGCUCCCUGCGGGAGCUGGGCGUGUGGCGCUCGCUGCUGCGGCUGCGGCCGACUCGGGCCGGUGCCCCCGAGGAGCCAGGCGUCCGGGGCCUCCUGGCGUCGCUCUUCGCCUUCAAGUCUUUCCGAGAGAACUGGCAACGGGCUUGGGUGCGAGCGCUGAACGAGCAGGCCUGCAGGGACGGGAGUUCCAUCCAAAUCGCCUUUGAGGAGGUGCCCCAGGUCCCACCCAGAGCCAGCAUUAGUCAUGUGACCUGCAUAGACCAAUCGGACCGCACCAUGGUGCUGCAUUGCCAGCUCUCUGCUGAGGAGGUGAUGUUCCCAGUCUCUGUGACCCAGCAGUCCCCCGCUGCCGUCUCCAUGGAGACCUACCACGUCACUCUGACACUGCCACCAACACAGUUGGAAGUCAGCCUGGAGGAAAUCCCUGACGAGGGGCUGCUCGUGUCCUGGGCCUUUACUGAUCGCCCAGACCUCAGCCUGACGGUGCUUCCCAAGCUGCAGGCCAGGGAGAGAGGCGAGGAGCAGGUGGAGCUCUCCACGAUUGAAGAAUUGAUUGAGGACGCCAUUGUCAGCACCCAGCCGGCCAUGAUGGUCAACCUCAGGGCUUGCUCUGUGCCUGGAGGCUCGGUGCCCAGUGAGAAGCCACCCACGGUGCCCCAGGCACAGCCUGCCAUCUCCAGACCUACACGGUUAUUCCUACGGCAGCUUCGAGCAUCUCACCUGGGAAGUGAGUUGGAAGGCACUGGGGAACUGUGCUGUGUAGCUGAGCUCGACAACCCAGUGCAACAGAAGUGGACCAAGCCCGUGAGCGCUGGUCCCGAGGUGGAGUGGACCGAGGACCUGGCCCUGGAUCUGGGCCCCCAGAGCCGGGAGCUGAGCCUCAAAGUGCUGAAGAGCGGAAGCUGCGGAGACUCUGAAAUCUUGGGCCAGAUCACACUGUCUGUGGGCCCCCCUUCCAGACCUCUGUCCCGAAGACAGGUCUGCCCACUCACCCCUGGGCCGGGAAAAGCCCUGGGACCUGUGGCCACCAUGGCAGUAGAGCUUCAGUAUGAGGAGGGCUCCCCCCAGAACCUGGGCACUCCAACUCCCUCCACGCCACGCCCCAGCAUCACACCCACCAAGAAGAUCGAGCUAGACCGGACCAUCAUGCCUGAUGGCACCAUUGUGACCACAGUUACCACCGUCCAGUCCCGGCCCCGUGUAGAAGGGAAACUAGACUCCCCCUCCCGCUCCCCGUCCAAGGUGGAGGUGACUGAGAAGACGACAACUGUGCUGAGUGAGAGCAGCGGCCCCAGCAGCACCUCCCACAGCAGCAGCCCAGGGGAGAGCCACCUUUCCAACGGCUUGGACCCUGUCGCAGAGACAGCGAUUCGUCAGCUCACUGAGCCCAGCGGGCGGGCAGCCAAAAAGACACCCACCAAGCGUAGCACUCUUAUCAUCUCUGGCGUUUCCAAGGUGCCCAUUGCUCAGGACGAGUUGGCACUAUCUCUGGGCUAUGCGGCAUCCCUGGACGCCUCCAUGCGGGAGGACGCAGGAACCAGUGGGGGUCCCUCCUCCCCGCCCUCAGACCCACCAGCCACGUCCCCAGGACCCCUCGAUGCCCUCUCCAGCCCCACCAGCGUCCAGGAAGCAGAUGAGACAACACGUUCGGACAUUUCUGAGAGGCCAUCUGUGGAUGACGUUGAGUCGGAAACAGGGUCUACCGGUGCGCUGGAGACCCGCAGCCUCAAGGAUCACAAAGUGAGUUUCCUGCGCAGUGGCACGAAGCUUAUCUUCCGCCGGAGGCCUCGCCAGAAGGAAGCUGGUCUGAGCCAAUCACACGACGACCUCUCCAACACCACGGCCACACCCAGUGUCCGAAAGAAGGCUGGCAGCUUUUCUCGCCGCCUUAUCAAGCGCUUUUCCUUCAAAUCCAAACCCAAGGCCAAUGGCAAUCCCAGCCCCCAGCUCUGAGGGCCCUUCUCACCUCCUGAGCUAGGAGAGGGCAGGAGUCCUCUCAGCCCACCCCCCACAUCCUCUUCCAUUCCCCUUCCUGGAUUCCCAACAGCCUGGGCCAGGGAAGCCCUCUGGGUUCCAGGAAGCCCUGUGCACCCUGGGCUGUGGGGCCAGUUGGAAGGGUACUUGCAACGGGAAGCAUGAGACAGGCGGGCACCCGUUGCUGAGGAUGCAGAAGAGGGAGUGGGUGGCUGGGAGUGAGAGGAGGGCUCUGUCCCGGCACAUGUGGGCAUUCCUCAGAACUGGUUGCCUGCUGUUGACAUUGGCCCCUCAGAGGAGCCCCAGGGUGCUCAGCUCCUCAGCUGGUCCUUCCUCCCCUAUUUAUUCUCUUUUCUAUUUAUAUGUGUGGUCCAGGACCCUCAGCGAACAGAUCAGAGAGGGCAUCUCUCCCAGGUGACCCUUCUUUCCUGUCCCAGGAGGGUAGGCAGUUAAUUCCCUUUGGGACAGGACUCCCAUGUCUCCCUCAGGUCCCCACUCCGACCAGCACCAGUGUCUGCCUCUGAGGACAUUGGCAGCUCACAGAAAGCCGGGCCGGUGCCCCGGAAGGGGGGCAGGUACUCCCCACCUCCCUGCCUCCCCUCCUGCUCCUCAUCCCUCCCUCCCCUUUAUUACUGUUUUUGUACUUGAUGCCUUCUCCGUGAGCAGUGGCUCUGUAGGAAGGAGGGAGCCAGGAGCUGGGUGGAAGCCUUCCCCAGAGAAAUGGCUUCAGGGGCUUCAUUAAAGACUGUGAUGAUGAUGGCACAAGAGCAGGGCUACACCUCUGUGUGUUGGGAGAUGAUGAUGUCCAUUGCUGUGUGAUGGCUUGGAAUUUAAUUUAUUAAAUUAAAGUCAAAUUGGAG